AUGGCAGCCGCCGCGCGUGUACCAUUUCUCGAACAGCAGUACAACCAUGUCGCGCUACCCCGCAACGUGCCUGGCAAAGAGGACGGAAACCUGCAUCGUAUCGAAGAAGCCUUGCUGGAACGCAUGCUGGAUGCUGCUGCAAGACUCACACCUCAUGUCGCUACAGAUCUCGCUUCCCAUAUCCAAGGACUCCGGGCGACACUACUCGCAUGUCAAGUGCUCCAUGUGGGCGGGACUAUCGGCAAGGCGGCGCUGACUAGGGAGCUUCGCGAUUUGAGCCAUCACAAAAUGCUUGUGCUGCAUAUUGCACCUCAGAAUUGCGCUUUGCUAGUAUACCGUCAAGAACUGAAUCCUGGGGAGCACACAAUCGUGUUUGAAGCUUUCGAGACAUCCGCGACAGCUGACAAGGUGCUUGCUGCCAAAGGUGCGCUACAAUGGGACUUCCCUGGUUGCGCGGUAUCCGUACCGGCUUCGAAAUUUUACGAAGAGGCUUUCCAGGAAGCUCUUGCCACCUUCAUUGAGCAAGCCAGCAGCGAGCCAGUUACGAAAUUCGCUGCUAUCACCUGGAAGGCAGCCGCAACUAUACCAGAGAUCCGAGAUACCAGUGAUCCGGCUCUCAUAUCAGGCCUUUUGAUGACCAUACUAGAGGCCAAUGGCACUGCGGUCUCAGUACCAUGCUUACGAAAGCGUGUGCGCGACACCGUCGUCUUUGAUAAUGCUCGUACACCGUGGAGGAGAUCCGCUUUUUAUCUGGUCUUACGAGUAGCAGUUCAGCGCUACUUGUACUAUCACCUAGGUGCAGAGGUCGGCAGACUCUACUACAAGACACUGAUGUGUCUUCUGCAUGCACAGCUGCUGGAGAACAUCCUCAAGAGGAUACCUCUCGACGCGGUCUUCUCGUUUCGACAGAAGCUAGGUCGUCGCCUUGCUAAGCUUGCCUCUGAUGUCCAUGAAACCAACAGGUCGUCCACAGGCAGGUACGCUGAUCUUCUGCUCUCUUUCGAAAGCAGCUUCGAGACUACUCUAGUCACGACUGGAGGAUACCUAAAGCGAGUCUGGCGCACUCACAGGGAGUCACGGGAACGAUUCAUUCCAUUGUUACGCCAGUACGCCCUUCCACAUGAGUUCCACCUUCGCAUGAAGAACAGCGGCAGAUUCUUGAGGGGUGUUCUAUCUGCACGUCCAACUUAUCCAAGGUCUGAAGAGCAAACAUCUGACGAACGUUUACAAUCAUACCUCCAGUCGAAGACUUCUGUCAAGCCCUACAUGAAAGCUGUUUCCAGCCACAUCGCUUCUUCAAAGCUUGUCGAGGAUGUGAUCUUCCCCGCCAAACAAUCAACGCAACCUGAAGGUCUUCUUGCCAUACAGAUGAGUAGGGUAAUCCGGGACUACGUCGCCAGAAUUAGCACUAUGGACCUGGCGUAUCCCAACCAGAAGAGCCAGCAUCUCCUUCAUGUGAUGGAGCUUUGGGUUCUUAUGGACCAAGACGCGGUAGCUUGUUAUCCCUUGCUGAAAGAAUACCAUCCUGGGUUCGACGCUGAUAUCUUGGAUCCCAUUCAACUGCUUACACGGGAGGAAAUGAUACGCAGUAAAGAGGUGCGCAAGUACUUACACUCUCGUUAUCGCGCACGGUCGAAUGCCGAGUCCAAAACCAUUUUCGAUGAUCCCGCUGAUGACUGCUUCGCUGUACAGUACUACAACCGCGAAGACCCUCAGGGUGAGCUUCCAGUAAUCCGGGAAGAGAUCGAACAGGCAGCCGAGGUUGCGCGUGAUGCUAAGAGCGUCGAAUGGGAGAAGAAGAGUAAACAUCAUGCGCAAACCAUCAACAAGCGAAACGAAAAGGAGUGCAUCUAUGACACUUCUGUCGGCUGGGACGGCACGACACAAUCACGACAUCGGCGGCCCUGCGACUGGCAUGAUCUCCACAACGAGGCCAAGGCAUUUCGGAUUCAGAUUCAUGAGCAUCCGCUACCAAGCUACGAGCCGGCAGUCAAAGCAGCACUGUUUGAACUGCAAUGUCCCGAGGUGUUCGCUGCGUAUCGCGAUGCAACUUGGCUUCUACUGUCUAAACUGUGUAACCAAACGAUCGAGAAGCUCGAUAGAAUUUCGCUCAUCCGAGAGUACUCGCAGCUCCGUCAAUACGUCAACAACACCAGCUGUCAAGUGACUCUAGGCUCAUACAAAAAGGCCCAUCUAGAGUGUCAUUACGCGAGCUGGGGCUUUCCAAUCGGGUUGGAAGAGGUCAUUCGAACCUGCGGUCUCAAGCCCAAGUACUAUGACAGGCUCGGUGAGGUUUGGACUCACAAGUCCAAGAAAGCUUCCUUCUGGCAUCAUUUCCCUGUGAAAUGUCCUCUCAACUCGCCGCUGGUGUCUCUUGAGCUUGACUAUGCCAUGUGGCCAACAUCAAAUGAAGUCCAGGCAAGUCAAGCCAGGUGUCCCCAAGGUGUCGGUAUUCAUGAGUUCACGGCGCUUCAAGGUCUUCUGACCGGCACUCAUUCGAGAUGGCUCGAUCUUCUCAGAGAGAUGGGAUCGACUAAUCUUAAUUUCUCGUCAGAGUCCACCUGGGUUCUCGUUUUGCGUUUGGUGUUACAGCUGGGACCAAACACUGUAGCAGACUCUCUUUGCACAGACGUUCAUCGUGCGUUGUCCGACGAUGGCCUUUGCAGCAAGCUCCUGCAGCAGGUCCAAUACCGAUUAGAAGCGAUCCAGCGAAAUUGGCGCGAGCCUGUGCAGAUGGAACUAUUGAUCACGGUUCUGCUCAAAGUUACUUCCCUGACUCUAAGCACGACAGUCCGCAACGAAGGCAUUAGCCUUCUCCAAGAAGCCCGUAAGAUUACCGAUGGCUGGCGUAAAGAACUGCAACCCAUGGUGACAGAGGAUCCAAACGUAUUGCAAUCAGCUAUAUGGGCUUCCCUCUUGUGCAAGCGGACAAUGCACGUUGAUGAACCGCCAUGGUUAGACCCUGAAAGCCUUCGCAUGUAUCUUGAUGCUUCUAUCUCACUGCAGUACAACCUUGCUGGCAGCUUCGAUGCGAUGCCAUAUAAUAUGCGCAACGCCAUCGUGCAGGACAUAUUGUUCGCUUAUGAUUACCGCGAGGUUGUGAGCAGCGCUAUAUUGGCAACCCAAGAGACAUUUAGAGCAGCUCUAGAAGCGGUAUGGUACAUACCUGACGACUACAAACUCAACGAGGCCGGUUUCCAAGGCGUUCCUGGCGCUUGGUACCUUUCAUACACACUGCACUCACUUGCUGAGCAGCAUUCCUAUUUCGUACAUUACAAUUAUGUCUAUGGUACCUUACUCAUCAAUGGACAAGAGAUGGGAACACUUCCGCAGUCGUACCGUAUGGACAGAACCUACCAACACAUUCUCGGUACGAAGAAUCCGAUCGUUUACCCCUCUCCUCUACGAGGCAUGGAUUUCGCGUUAUCGGAGACCGUGCGUGGCCAUCGAAUCCAUCUCGGCUACCGCGACAAUCGCUUGAUCAUCCGAGCAGACCGGGGCGGCCAACUACUCGAAUUCAUUCCUAGGCAUGCCUUUGGGUUGGAAGGUCCUACGCCCGAUCUUCCUAGACCAUUAGUGGAAGACUGUUACCACUGGCUUCACGUCUACAGCGGGCACAUCGAGAUUCGCCAAAGCAGUCAAUGGGCAUCGAAGCUGAUGAAUUGGUGGAUACGCUGGCACCCCUCAGGCUUCUACCACGCUGUCCGGCGAUUCCAAGAGCCAGAGCAGACAACAUUGUUGGAUACGGGAAGUGAUCUAGUCAAGAGCGUCACUCGGAUCUUCUCUCACUUUGAGUUUCCAUCUCAGAUCCUAGUAUUCGCAUCAGUCGAUGGUAAAAUCUUUGUGGAUCUGAAGCGGAUGGAGUUGAGCUUUCACAUCAACCAGGAAGGCUUGUUACAGUCGCCAAGACUUGGUGGGAUCAUUCUGCAGAACCAAGAUGCGGGCACCUGGUAUGGGCUGAUGAAUAAGAUUGUUGUUCACUCCAUUGCCAAUCGUCGACAAAAGAGCAUAUUGGUACCUUGGGGAGGUAUCCGAGUCUCUAAAGACGGGCCUCAUGUGUCUGUUGACAUUGAGAUGGGGCAAGGUGUUUACCUCAAAUACGCCAUCAAUGAUGUUCUGGGACGUAUUGAUUGUGCGCCUGAACCACGUCUGCUCUACAUGAAAGCUCUACUGCACGCUUACACGUCCCACGCUAUUGCCGACCCACUGACGCGGCGGACCGGAACUGAGGAAGCCCUCUACCUUCUCCAGACAGGAACUUACCAGCCUUGGAACCCAUUACUGCCCGACGAGAUAGCCACAUUGCAUCGCAUCGCAGAGCUGUCGCCAAAGCGGGGUUACUAUCCGCCAAACGCUAGGUACAUGGAGACGGUACUGUGGGAGCCCAAAUGCACUAUCCAUAUGCAAGAUGAUCGGUAUGCUACUGUUGUUGCUACAAUACUGCGAAGAUCUGCCAACUUGUCUCGGUUUUUCCUCGACCGCGAGGUUCAAGAGAUCAUCAAAUUGGAACCGGACAUCACGCAUCUAGCUGCCAGGGCGGUUGGGAGGUCCAACCUCCAGAUAGGGAAGAAAAAUGGCAACCAGGACGUUCCCUAUAGCGCACGUGAUUCUCGUAGAGCUUCGCAGGAUCGCUUGAACGUGCUCGAGGUAUCAAAGUUGCUCCUCAACUGGGAGUCAACUUGCUCUUUGGACACUACACUGACUGCACUUCUCCACGAUGCUCCAGUUCUGGGCGGUUACGACAAGUACUACCGGAAAUGCCUGCUUACUGAUCACCUCGCUGUCGACAUCAAAGCCGAGUGGGGUGCGCUCGCUCAGAAAUCACUCCAGUGUAGUGUUGAGGACAGGUCCAGCCUAAUGUUUCUCCUCGGAACCAUCGCGUUCUCUUCGGAUGCAGACCUCAAUCUCUUACGUGUCCUCGUCUCUUUCGCAAUGAUACCGGAGAUACGCGCCAUAAAAGCCCCUAGCCACGCGGCGUACUUUCAUUUUCGAGCGGAUGGAGCUCCUCCCGCAUCUUACCUCAUCUCGUUGAUGGAGAGAGCACGAAUGCCGUUUUCCGAGACUGGCUUCAGGAAGCGCUCGCAGUUAGUCAAAGCUGAGAGCUUACAUGGUCCGAGUGUUGAUCGAGCCUGCGAAUUGUUGGCUGGCUCGAUCAUACAACAAUGGCCAGCCUCAGAUAUCGACUUGCGGAGAUUGGUUGCAAUUGACCCUACAUAUCUGAACGUUGACCAGGCUCUAGCCGAUGUGGCUUCAGAAUGGACCCGCCUUACACGCAAUCACGAAUUGUCGCUGUAUCUAGAGCAGGUGCAGGAAGUUCUCUCCCGUAUGACUACUCAUCAAACGAAGGCCAGCUUGGUCUUGAUUGCAAGCUCUGAUACAGAAUUAAUGCCAUCGUCGCUGUAUCCCGUACGAUCGAGGGAGUAUGACGACCAGUCACUCUCAGACUUGAUGAAGGCACGAGUAGUCACAAUCGAAGAACCCAGAACGACGGCGCCUCCUCACACUUCCUGGUCGUAUGCUGGAGCUUUGACUGCCAGGUCAGGUAACACUACACUUCAUUCUACCAAGAUGCACAACUUCGUGGGUGUCGCUCAAACGAAAAAGGCACCAUUGUAUCCUCGAGUAGCUCAUCCUCCGCCACAAGAGAUUGGAAUGCUUAGGGAUAUCGUUGCCAACUUCAAAGAUCCGUCUUCUUUCGUGCAGUGUAGAUAUGCGAAAGAGAUGGACGCAAGUAUUGAUGCUCUCCAAAAACAUGUUUUACAUGCGCGAGAUACGACUCAUAUCACAUUUCCUCAGGUCACCACAGCAGAUAUCUUGCCAGCCAAAGAUGUCAUGGCAGCGGCUGCCGAUCGCAUCCGUUGUUCACUUCAAGAUCCGCAAGCGAAGUGGCUGCGGAUGGCGGAUGCAUACCAUAAGUUGACAACGAUUGAGCUUCUGACGGAGCUUCGAACUACUGCAGGGACUGCUUUUGGCGCAGGCAUGAAAGAAGCACUUGUGGCUUUUGGGGUGGCUGUAAGCAAGCUCCAGCGGUUACUUCGUAUACAAGAUGCUCAGAAGAGGUGGAAGAAGCAGCAAGAGCGAGAUGAAUGGGCGAAUAAGGGGCAUGGAAAUUGGAGUCCCAUGACUUUUCCGGACUGGCUAUUGCUGGAGAUUGACGGCGAUAUCCUUCUCCGAGAUGAGCAGGUACAAGUCGCUCUAGCGACAGUCUCGCCGCAGACGAAUGAGAACUCGGUCCUGCAACUCUUGAUGGGUAAAGGAAAGACGUCUUGUAUACUCCCUAUGGUAGCAGCUCUCCUUGCUGACCAAGCCAACCUCGCUCGCGUUGUGGUACCGAGAGCUCUUCUACUACAGUCAGCGCAAGUAAUGCAAGCCAAACUUGGUGGCUUGGUCGAUCGCGAAUUGAUGCAUAUACCUUUCUCUCGAAAGACUUCUCCUGCCAAAGCCUUGAUGAGUCUUUACAGAAAGUUGCACGAACGCUUGAAGGCUCGCCGUGGUAUACUUAUCGCAUUACCGGAGCAUAUUCUCUCGUUUAAGCUGAGUGGACUACAACAGCUUUGUGACGAGAAACUCGAAACGGCUUCCAUAAUGAUCGAAACACAGCGUUGGUUGGAUGAACAUACUCGCGAUGUUCUAGAUGAAUGCGACGUAUCCUUAGCGAUCAGGACUCAACUCAUCUAUCCAUCUGGCACUCAGGCGACAGUGGAUGGUCAUCCAAUGCGGUGGCAGGUAACCCAGGCUGUACUCCACCUAGUCAAGGACUUCUCUUCAAGUGUCCAAUCACGCUACCCUCGUAGCAUUGAAGUGGUCAACCGUGGGUCCGCUGGCUUCCCUCUUCUUUACUUCUUGCGCAAAGAUGCCGAGGAUUAUCUGAUCGAGCUCUUAGUCAAGAUCAUCUGCAAGGGACAGACUCCGUUGAUACUUCCUUGCGCCGAAUACCCAGCCGCUCUCAUGAAAGAUGUACAGGGCUACAUCUCGAAACCAGCCGUGCGCAGCCAAACCAUAUCCAAGAUCACUAGCUUCUUUCGGGACAAACCAACUUUGAUGCGCGCUGUGAACUUGCUCCGCGGCAUGUUCGUGCAUCGUAUCCUGAUAACAACCCUUAAGAAGCGCUGGAACGUACAGUAUGGACUACAUCCGACACGAGUACCGAUAGCAGUUCCGUAUUUAGCGAAGGGCGUGCCUUCUCCUACGGCCGAGUGGGGCCACCCCGAUGUCGCUAUCACCUUGACAUGCUUGUCAUUCUACUAUCAGGGUCUCAGCGUCCAUCAGUUCAAAGAAGCCUUUGCUCAUCUAGUUAAGACCGACGAGCCGAGCAUCCAGUACGAAAAGUGGUUCCCAAAGGGGAUCGACAUCCCGAAAGAACUAGACGAUUAUGCGGCAAUCAAUGCCGAGGAUAUGCGGCAAUUAGGCGAACUUUACCAAGUCGUACGCUAUAGUGCCUCCCUCAUGGACUUCUACUUGAACAACUUUGUGUUCCCAAAGUAUGCAAAGACUUUCAGCCUCAAGCUUCAGGCAUCGGGUUGGAACCUUUUUCCGUCCUGUCAAGACAACAAAGGACCCCGUGUUACUGGUUUCUCUGGUACGAAUGAUUCCAGGCAUCAACUUCCUCUACUAGUGCAACAGCAGGAUCUUCCUCAGUUAGCGCAUACAAAUGCAGAAGUGCCAUACUAUCUACUAGCACCUCGCAACCAGUCAUAUGUGCGUAUGACCUUCGCGAACGGAGCACGUUGGACUGAGACAGACAUGAUCAACAACCUCGCGAGUAACUACAUGCAUAUACCAAAUAACGGCCAUUACUCAAACGGAUCCGGUCAAGGUGGUCGGGUCAGGAUCCUGAUCGAUGCAGGUGCGCAAGUGCUUGAGCACUCGAAUAAAGACUUCGCCAAAGCUUGGCUAGAUGCGGACCAUGAAGCUGCAGCGGCUGUGUACUUCGACAACGAUCAUCGAGUAUGGGUGUUGUACCGUACGGGUAGACGUAUACCACUAGUAGCAUCUCCAUUUGUUGACGAUCUGGAUCGAUGUGUCGUAUACUUAGACGAGAGUCAUUGUAGAGGAACUGACAUCAAGUUCCCACCAAACGCGAAGGCCGCCUUGACUCUUGGACAGCAUCUGACGAAGGAUACCCUGGUACAAGCCGCCAUGCGAUUACGACUUCUUGGCCAGACCCAAUCGGUCACCUUUUUCUCGCCCGUUGAGGUUCACCAGGGUAUACUGGAUCGAUUACCCAAGGGGACUAGAGUCCACCACCAGCCAACAUCAGGUGACGUGCUUCGCUGGGUGUUCGGUCAGACUUGUGAGACUAUGGAACAGCUAGAACCGUCUUAUUUCGCUCAAACCUUGCAGUACUUGCAGCAAGAGCAAGCCCGAUCAGAGCAUCCCGAGUAUCUGCAGGACUUGCCAUCACGAGAAGCUUUCCUCGCCACUGUUCGCAUCAAAGAAGCUCUUUCUUUGAAACAGCUCUAUGAGCCAAGGGGCGAGCUCCAUCGGCGUGCUGUUGCUAACACAGCCAUCAUCUCAUGGAAACCUGCACUACACAGCAUCUACACUGAACUUGUGAAUCGCAAGAAACGUUUCCAGGACCGAGGUUCUGCUGUCCAUGCAUCAGCACUAGAAGAGGUGGAAAUUGAGCAAGAGCGCGAGGCCGAGCGUGAGGUGGAGAUCGAAGUUGAAAACGUUCGCGAAGUUCAACAAGCACUGCUGUUCAAAGCCCACAAGGUCAAAACGCUGCACGAAGACAUCAAGCAUUUCGCAGCGUUUGGACGUCUCGUUCCAGGAAGCGAUGCUUACCAGCCGAUGUUUUCGGUGCUAGGACAAACGACUUCGCUGGGCCGCAAGCAUACGGUGAACUCAUCGAUGAAGUCAGGCUUGCGGAUCUCAGCUGAGUAUUCUCGCACGAUCGAAGUCUACGAGCCCAACGACAACUACGUCCGUUCUUCUCAUUGGCUUCUUUGGAGUACAAUCGGUCAACAAGCGCUGCUCGUCAGCCCAGAAGAAGCCGAUCAGCUCAUACCGGCCAUGCAAGAGCAGCAGCAAACAUCGUUGAAUGAUGGAAGCGUUCACCUCAUCAUCUACGCUGCCCCUGUCACCCGAAGGAUGCUCCAUUUCAACCAGCUAGACUAUUACGCGAUACCGGCUUUACCCACAGACUUCAAGGCACCUGUCUGGCUUCGUGUCGAGAUGGGCCUCUUCGCUGGGCGGCUCUACCUGGAAUGGGACGAGUACUAUCAACUGCUUGAAUACCUUGGUCUUGAUGAGAACCUAUCUCAGCAUCGCGAGAAGAAUACAUUCGCAAAGAAGCCUCUCACCUUCGUACACGAGUGGCUUGCCCUUCGCCGCAAAGGUCAGGACUUCGAGCACACUCCCAUGGGCUUUGUUACUACUGGUAAGCCGCUUACGGAGAAUCAUCCAUUCUUCCGCAAACUCGCACACGGAGAUGAUCCUGCUCUACGUCAGCAUGUUGCCCGUGCCGCACCCGGCCAGCUCGAUUCUAUGGAAGAGGAGGAGGACCAUGAUGAUCAUGAUGAUGAGGAGUUUGUUCCCGCUGUUCAGCAUGUCGACGACUCGGAGGGCGAGGACGAAGGCUUUGAAUCUAGCGAUGAGGAGGCAUUCGUUGAUGCAGAGGAUGGAGAGUGA
Molecule: messenger RNA, 9633 nt
Organism: Alternaria burnsii
Lineage: Eukaryota; Fungi; Ascomycota; Dothideomycetes; Pleosporales; Pleosporaceae
Exons: 5
Coding region: 1-9633 (3210 amino acids)
Source: RefSeq, a predicted model, not a curated record